CUUAUCAAACAUUCUUGUUAAUAUGCAUGCAGAUUAUCUGCUGUAGACUUUCAUCAGAAAAUAAAACAAUACUGUUUAUGUAAAUGUUCUUAGCCCGAAGAACAUUUCAGUAAACUAAUUUGAAAAUUCUGUUGUGAGUGUUGUGACCAAUUUCAAAUGUUACCCCUAAACAUUAUGAAUGUGUACUCGACGAAAACACAAAAUCGUGAUUUUAAAAUCAAUACGUUAUGGUCAAACACCAAUUUCAAUAACGCGUGAGUACUUUACAUUAUAAAUUAUAAUAUAUAAUAUAAUUGGUUGUUAGCUGUACAUUACGAAUUAUAAUUUAUAAUAAUAGGCAUGUAACCUGUACAUCUGGGGUGGUAAUUUUCAAACGACAUGAAAAUCGUGUUCUAUGGUAGUUAUUAUUACUCCGUUGUUAAACAACCGUCGACUAAACGAAUAUUAUAUGAUAUGAUCCACUAACCUUAUAAACACGAUUUUUGAGCUACUGCCAAUGAUUAUUUUUACUUUAUAGUGUCUAUUCUAAACCUUUAACAAAAAAUACAUGCGAAAAUUUUGUUUUUAACAUGCUCCGCAAAAUCACGGCGAUGACGCUCGGCAUCGGUCAUAUCCUGCAUUGGAACGACAGGAAUCUCCUCGAGUUUCCUGAAGACUUGAAACAGAACAGGGACCGGGUGUAUCAACUCUACAUAAAAAACAACUUCAUCGAAGUACUACCAGGAUGGAUUAACAGCUUGGCUAAAUUGACUCACAUCUACGUGGACAACAACAAACUGUCGACAUUUCCCGCGGAACUUUGUGAAUUGAAGGGGUUGGAAGUGCUGUGCGCGCCGCACAACUCUAUAACGGAGAUACCUUCCACGCUCACUGCGCUCAAGCGACUGACGCAGCUGAACUUGUCCCGCAACCGAAUAAGAAACGUUCCCGGCGACGUUUUAAACAUGCCAUCUCUGUGGCUAUUGGACUUGUCUCACAACGAAAUCCAAACUCUGCCGGAAGUCUAUCCAGAUGGAUUGUAUUACGGGGAAAUAUUGUUGAACGGAAAUAAACUGAUCUCUGUGCCGGACAAUCUCAGUCGUCUGAAGAACAUCGAAUACCUAUCGCUGGCCCACAACAAGCUCCUGUACGCUCCAGCGGUGGCUUUCAGGUCGGAAGCCAAUAUCAACAUAGACCACAAUCCUUUCUUGAAUUACGUGCCAGCCACUAUUAAAGCUGAAAAUUGUGGUACUCAACAAUUUCUGGAAGCACACAUGUUGCCGAACAUAACAUUGACGUGCAACUGUCGCGAUCUGAUUAUAUCACCUAAAAUCAAAGAAGUGUUCAGUGUCCGAGGAAAUGCACACUGUCCCACAUUGAAAGAAUUUGCCCUCAGGGCGCUCUACGUUUGGAAGACGCCAUUUUCCAAGGAUUGUGUCCCCAGACAUUUGUGCGAACAAUUGUCGUCUGGCCCAGCUGCUUCCUGUAUGCAAUGUUUGAGACCCAUGUUCACAUACAGCUAUGUGUGCUUAUUACAAUAUGAAUCACACACUCAUUUCAAUGCCCAAUAUUUUUGUUCUAAAUCAUGUCAUGGAGCAUUUAAACAAUUAAUAACAAAUCGUUACCAAAUGGUUUUACAAGAAUUGAAUUUUAAAAUUAAACCUUAUGAUUUUUUUCAAAGUUGAUUGUUAUUUAUUAUUUAUAAUUAAUAUCUAUUAUUAUUGUCAUUAUUUUUAUUUACAUUCUUGAUGUUCCUAAUUUUACUAUUUUAUUUAUUUAUUGAAUUCCAAAUAUAAUGAUUAUUUAUUUUAUAAUAUAUGUACUGUACUGCA
Messenger RNA from Rhopalosiphum padi (bird cherry-oat aphid), 1811 nucleotides. RefSeq names its product leucine-rich repeat and death domain-containing protein 1-like. The record is from RefSeq and is a predicted model, not a curated record. Lineage: Eukaryota; Metazoa; Arthropoda; Insecta; Hemiptera; Aphididae. Gene Ontology annotation, molecular function: protein binding. The coding region runs from base 570 to 1664 and encodes 364 amino acids. The transcript is spliced from 5 exons.